GGAAAAAAGUCAUGUUUUAGGAAAAUAAUGGGUCAAGAGCAGAGUAAUAUUUCUACAGAUGGAAGCUCUGUUAAAAAGAAAGAGAAAGCAAAGCUUGAAGAUAUUAUUGUUGUUUCUAAAGUUGAUCUGACUGAUGGUCAUAAUCGAAUUGAUGAUGACUUAAAUAACUUAAAAAAAAUAAAGUUCACAAAACCAGUAUUAAAUUUAGUUAACACUUUAGACUAUUCAAAAUUACCACAUAUUGUAUCUGGGCCUUUAACAGAAGUUGUAUUGCGUUAUCAAUUACAUUUAACAGAAUGUGCUGAGGCAGUGGCUUUUGAUCAGAAUUCAAUUUCUGUACUUAUAAAAGAAGUAGAGGUUAAAAUACUUGAACUUUAUAAAUCUACCUUAAAUCAGCAAAGAUAUAUGGAGAAAGCUAUUGAACAGAUAGAAAAUGUUAACGAAAUCACAAAAGUUCUUGCUAAAGUUGAAAUAAAUUUAACUAAUUCAAAGAAGCAAUUUAAAAUGUUAAAUAAUCUGUUACCUGUUGAAGAACAAAUAAUAGAUUCUGAGUUUUUAAAUUAACUUAUGUGCUUUAAUAUCAUUUGUAGCUAUUUCAAAUUUUUUUAUAACUUAAAUUGUUGUAAUGUUUAAGUUUAUUUUAAUUAAAUUAUUUUAAUUUAC
This is a messenger RNA of Hydra vulgaris (swiftwater hydra), 663 nucleotides long. Lineage: Eukaryota; Metazoa; Cnidaria; Hydrozoa; Anthoathecata; Hydridae. The record is from RefSeq and is a predicted model, not a curated record.